Molecule: messenger RNA, 1833 nt
Organism: Suncus etruscus (white-toothed pygmy shrew)
Lineage: Eukaryota; Metazoa; Chordata; Mammalia; Eulipotyphla; Soricidae
Gene: DDIT4
Product: DNA damage inducible transcript 4
Exons: 2
Coding region: 266-985 (239 amino acids)
Biological process (GO): apoptotic process; response to hypoxia; negative regulation of TOR signaling
Cellular component (GO): cytoplasm
Molecular function (GO): 14-3-3 protein binding
Source: RefSeq, a predicted model, not a curated record
UUGGAGACCUGGGACCCCUCGGCCACCAGUUUAGCUCGCUCACCCAUUCAAAGCCGCAUCGUCCGGCUGUCCUUGCUGACCGCUCCACUAGCGAGUGGCCGGCGGCUGUGUGAGCCCGUUCGGUAUUCGCAGAGGCCUCCAGGAGGGUCCCCAAGAGCCAGCCUGAAACUGACAAGACCCCCCCAGCUCUGCGCUUUCAAAGCAGCGGGUCUUUGCUCUCUCCCCGUUCUCCUUGGAGCUGCUUGGCAGGCGUCCGUGCUCCAACAUGUCUAGCCUUUGGGAUCGCUUCUCGUCGUCGUCCUCCUCCUCUUCUUCCUCCUCCUCCUCCGCUUCUCCGGCUUCGCCCCUGUCCGGAGCUCCCAGCCCCCAGCAGCCGCGGCCGCGCUCCGCCUGGGGUUCGGCGGCCCGAGAGGAGGGCCUGGGCCGCUGCGGGAGCCUCGAGAGCUCCGACUGCGAGUCCCUGGACAGCAGCGGAUUCGGGCCGGAGGAAGACUCUGCAUACCUAGACGGCGAAUCCCUGCCCGACUUCGACCUGCUCAGCGACCCCGAGGACGAGCACCUUUGUGCCAGCCUGCUGCAGCUGCUGCAGGAGAGCCUGGGCCAGGCACGGUUGGGCUCGCGCCGGCCUGUGCGCCUGCUGAUGCCCGGCCAGCUGGUGAGCCAGGUGGGCAAGGAACUGCUGAGCCUGGCCUACAGCGAGCCGUGCGGCCUGCGCGGGGCGCUGCUGGACAUCUGCGUGGAGCAGGGCAAGAGCUGCCACAGCCUGGGCCAGCUGGCCCUGGAGCCCAGCCUGGUGCCCACCUUCCAGCUGACCCUCGUGCUGCGCCUGGAUUCGCGCUUCUGGCCCAAGAUCCAGGGACUGUUCAGCGCCGCCAACUCCCCCUUCGUGCCGGGCUUCAGCCAGUCCCUGACGCUCAGCACCGGCUUCCGAGUCAUCAAGAAGAAGCUGUACAGCUCGGAGCAGAUGCUCAUCGAAGAGUGUUGAACUUGGGGGUGCGGGCGCGAAGAGGCCAGAACUUUGGUGGUGGUGGUUGUCCGUAGGGGGGUGCACAGACAGGAAGUGAGGACUGCCCUAAUAUUUUUCUGUUUAGGGGAGAGAGAGACAAAAGCCAUCCCAGACACAAGAGCAAGGUGGAGCUGGGGGAAGGACAAGAAGGCGUAUAUAUUUUAGGGCGCUCAGCGACCGACCGGCGUGCACGGGGUCCCCCUCCAGUACUGUAGCAUGGAACAAAGGCUGAGGGGCCUAGCCGGAUGUGUAUGUAGCAUGUUACCUUAUUACUUUUAUUGUUACUGACAGUUAAGGCGGCUGCGCGGUGUGGCCGGGCCUGCAAUGACGGCAGCUGGCCUGCAGGGGAUGCGCCGAGGCCAGCGCUGGGGGGAGGGGGAGGCCUUGUUCUGUAUUAUCUAGGGGUCUUUGGGGACCCAAAGUAUUUGUUUUUCAUUCUUUGGUUGGUGGUUAUUAUUUUGGGGGGGGGGAGAGGUGGGAAUCAUGGCUUCACUACUGACCUGUUCUCGGCAGCUGUCUUACAGACGCAUGAAUGUAAGAGUAGGAAAGGGUUGACACUUGAAGAAAAAAAAAAAACAAAACAACUAAAACAAAAUACCAAGAGCUGCAUUUGGCCCACCCCCCACUGAUAUGUGGAGCCGGGCGGGGAUGGGGUGACUGGGGUGGGGGCUGGAACCUCUGCCCCUCUGGAGUGCCAUUGGGGUCUUCCAUCUAGAACUGUUUACAUGAAGAUACUCCUGUUCACGAUACACUUGAUGUCCAAGUGUUAAGACCUAUGCAAUAUUUUUUACUUUUCUAAUAAAAAGAAAAACAUGUUUGUUAUGGCA